This is a messenger RNA of Dama dama (fallow deer), 936 nucleotides long. Its product is annotated as olfactory receptor 5G25-like. Gene Ontology annotation, molecular function: olfactory receptor activity; odorant binding. Gene Ontology annotation, cellular component: membrane. Lineage: Eukaryota; Metazoa; Chordata; Mammalia; Artiodactyla; Cervidae. Gene Ontology annotation, biological process: G protein-coupled receptor signaling pathway; sensory perception of smell. The record is from RefSeq and is a predicted model, not a curated record.
AUGGAAAAUGAAACUCUGGUGACUGAGUUUGUUUCCGUGGGCUUGACAAAUCGCUUCCAGCUCCAGGUUGUUCUUUUUGUGAUAUUUCUCUUGGUUUAUGUUGCCACUUUUCUGGGAAACUUGGGGAUGAUCACUUACAUUUGAAUGGAUUCUCGACUCCAUAGCCCCAUGAGCUUUUUUCUCAGGCACUUGUCCUUUGUGGACGUCUGUUCUUCUUCUGUUAUUGGUCCCAAGAUGUUAACCGACAUCUUUGUGGAGAAAAAAGUCAUCUCUUUCUUUGGUUGUGCGGCCCACAUCUGGUUUUUUGGUCAUUGUGUAGUGACUGAAUGUUUCCUCCCAGCUUUCAUGACAUAUGACGGGUAUAUGGCCAUCUGUAAGCCCCUAAUGUGUACACUCAUUAUGUCUCAGCGAGUCUGUGGGCAGCUGGUGGUAGAUCCUUAUACCGUGGGCCCUAUAAGCACCAUGAUCCACACAACUUUCAUCUUUCGCCUGUCUUACUGUGGUCCAAAAAUCAUCAAUCACUUCUUCUAUGACCUUCUUCCUGUUCUCUCCCUGGCAUGUGCAGACACACGGGUCAAUGAAGUUUUACUUUUAAUCUUGGCUGGAGCUCCAGGAGUACCCAACAGCUGGAUCAUCUUGGUCUCCUACAUAAUUGUCAUCACUAUCCUGAGGAUCCGUUCUGCUGAUGGGAGGCGGAAAGCCUUCUCCACCUGCACUUCACACCUGACUGCUGUCUCCAUCCUUUAUGGGACACUCUUCUUCAUCUAUGUACGUCCAAGUUAUAGUCUCUCCCUGGAUGUUAAUAAAGUUGUUUCUGUGUUCUCUACAGCCGUGAUUCCCAUGUUGAACCCGCUUAUCUAUAGCCUGAGAAACAAAGAGGUCCAAGAUUCAUUGAGGAGGACUUUUGAAUGGAAGAAGUUCCUUAUGGAUAAGUAA